GGGUUUUUGGUGCGAAACAUUGUGUUUUUAUUUUAAUUUGCGUGCAAUAUAAACAGUGAAUUGUGUCGAAAUGAGUGCAGUGGAUAAUACAAAGCAACUGUCGAUUGCGGACAUACGCAAUUACAUGGUGCAAAACGAUGGCAAGGUGACAAACCAUGCACUCGUCAAGCACUUCAAGAAAUUUCUUACGCACACCCAAAAUGAGGCCGAGGCACGCAAGCGUUUCAAGACAUAUGUGACGCUGCUCUCUACGAUUAAAAACGAAAACAAUCAAAAGUAUCUGAUACUGCGCAAAAAGUAUCUCAAUGAGUGUCCAUCGGAUGAAGUUGUGGACAGAGCCGUUGAGGCUGCUGGCAAUGCCUCCACACCCUCCAGUCCGGGUGCCGGCUCAAUUGUAUCCAUGACAGAUAGCGGCAUCUCACCAAUGAGACAACCACCACCCUAUAAAGCACCGCCAGAAGUGCAGCAAUCCUCGCCAGCGCCAGCUCCAACACCUGCUCUCAGCACUGGCGUUGUUGUGCACCAAGAUCAAGUGGAGAGCUAUCGCGAUUGCGUCAGCGAAUUUACAGCAGCCAUGCAACGCCUCGAUCCCGCUCGCCUCGAGCUGCAAUCAAGCCAAGCAAAGCCAGAAGUGGACAAGAGCAGCGAGAACAGCGAGAUUAGCAAGAGUGCCAAGUCGGUGUCCCGCGGCAAUUCUGUGGACGAGAGCAGCAACAAGGAGAACAUACCACGUUUCUCCUUCUCUUCCACCACAUCCACGGAUAGCUCGACGGCAGCAGAUAAGGUAUCCGGCACGGAGGCUGAGUUGGCCGAGAAUCCCAUGAGCGUGAAGGAGGCGACACGCAAAUUCAACCGGAUGGCAUCCGAGGAAGAGGCAAAAAUCAUUUCGCCACCGCCCAAGAAAAAACCAGAGAAGCAAUUAAUUGAGGAGAAGGAUACACCCGAUGUGACACUCUCGCAUCCCAAGGCAAAGGAAUGGAUUGUCUCAAUGGCCAAGGCUAAUUACCAAGAGCUGGCAAAGCUGGCUAACGAUAAUCCCGAACUGGUUAAACUGCAGACCGCUCUACACUGGGCUGCCAAGCACGGCAACGAGGAUGUGGUUAAACUAAUUGCCGGCACCUAUAAAGCGGAUGUCAAUGCCCGAACGCAUGGGGGAUAUACACCGCUUCAUUUGGCCACACAAUUUGGAAGGGAUAAUAUAUUCGAAUUACUCUGGAAUGUUUACAAGGCCAAUCGUGACAUUAUGGAUUGGAGUGGAAAUAAGCCACUGGAUUAUAGUCGGCAGCGUGCCAGUGUCUCGGCCUCAACGUGCAGCAAAAUCAAAGCGCGAAAAAAGAAUACAAUCGAAAAAGAUUUGGGAUUCCUGCGGAUUGGUUCACUGAAUGUCCGAGUAAAGAAAACAACCGAAGCGUUCAGCAACUUCUUGGGAGUGGGCAAUGGCAGUGGACCAGUUGGGCCGAUGGGAUCCGCCGAAGUGAAUCGCCAUCACCAGCGAACUCACCGUCACCCUCAUCAGCGUCAUCAUCUUCAUGCCAAUGGUACGACACGGAAUCGUCCUCCGAAUCAGAGAGCAUCGGCGACAAUACCAUACGGAACGAAUAAUAUGCUCGGCUCGCGUGCGAGUGUUCCACUCAAUAUGAAUAUCUAUGAGGCCGUUCACAAGUCCUGGGGCUCAGCCGACAAUAUAACGCAGCGUUCCGAAAACCUAAUGCCACCACCAAAAUCCGUUUCAAAGCGCUACAGAUCCUCGAAACGUUCAUCAUAUGCCUCCAAUGCCACCGAUUCACCGCGGGACUCCAUCUGCUCAUCCAAUUCCAGUUCAAAUCUCAACACUGGCUACAGCAGCAUGCCCACAACUCCAAAUCAAAUACGUGCACCCAAAAGCAUUGGCUCAUCUCUGGUUGUCGAUUCGGAUUCCGAUUCGGCUUGUGGCUUUGACUCCAACUGGUCGGUUAAUGACCGCAAUUCACUAAACAAUAAUGUGCUAAAAUCCUAAUCCAAAAUGAUUUCUUUCAAUAUACCAAUACUAAAUGAUUAAAAAUCUCUAAAACUCUUUGUAACGUUUUGUAAUGUAAGAGACAAUAAUCUGAGGAUUGAUUGAGAUUGAGAAUGUGUAAUCUUCAUGAGUUCGUUGGAUAAAAUAUAAAAUGUUACACAUGCAAUUUAAUUAUAUAAUACUCUAUAUAGGUGGUCUUUUAAACUCGUCUAAAGAACACUCACAAACACUCUAACCCUAAAUGUUUUCUUACGUAUUUUAAGUAACGCUAAUUAAUCAUUCACAAUUCUUGUAAUAAUUUAAAUACACACAAAAUUGUAUCUGUAAUUGCAAAUUGACGAAAUUAUCAAAAUUGUAUUGAAAACAACAUAUUUUUACAUUUAUUUUUUUACAAAAUAUACAAUGGAUUUGAA
Messenger RNA from Drosophila grimshawi, 2409 nucleotides. RefSeq names its product ankyrin repeat domain-containing protein SOWAHB (gene sowah). The record is from RefSeq and is a predicted model, not a curated record. The coding region runs from base 71 to 1996 and encodes 641 amino acids. Lineage: Eukaryota; Metazoa; Arthropoda; Insecta; Diptera; Drosophilidae. Gene Ontology annotation, molecular function: protein binding. The transcript is spliced from 9 exons.